Molecule: messenger RNA, 663 nt
Organism: Microthlaspi erraticum
Lineage: Eukaryota; Viridiplantae; Streptophyta; Magnoliopsida; Brassicales; Brassicaceae
Source: the annotation of a GenBank genome assembly
AUGGAAACCAGUUGUGAUAGAAUCGAAGUGGCGAUUAUGUCGGUGGCGAAUCUACCAAUAAACCUCGAGUCAAGAAACACAGUUAAAAUCUAUCUAUACAACAUUAUCCAAGAGGUUGUCGGAGACGUACGUGGAUCGGUAACACAUUUAGGAGCAUCUUACAUCCGUUUGCAGCCACGUGGUGGUUUCACGCCACCUAAUCUCUCUGAAUUCCUUCGUGAUAUGUCUGUUCCUGAGUCGGGAGAUUUAGGUCAAUUAAUCGCCUAUGAAAUCGAUCAAAGACUUUCUGCUGAUAAUACUCUUAGAGAACCUGUUUUCGUAACCGUCAAUGUGUUCUUCAUCAUCGAGAGGCCGAUUCUGCUUUCACCGGCAAAGGGUGCUUCGCGGGGAGUUUUGCAGAGAUUAGUUGAAGAACAGAGAGUGGAACCUAAGGAUUUGGAAGGAAAAAGUGAGACUCAGUGUUCGAUUUGUAUAGUGGAUUUUUGCGAGAGUCGUGAGUGCAUUACUGAGCUGCCUGAAUGCAAACAUAUGUUUCAUGAAAAUUGUCUUUUCGAGUGGUUUAGUUGUCAAAGCUCGUGCCCCUUGUGUCGGGGUGUUCCGUACGAGGGAGAUGGUAACAAACAGAGUCAAAGGUUAGGCUUGAGGGCUUUAAAUUUGAGUUGA